AUGCCCCCGAGCUUCCCCGUACAGCCGGUGAUGCGCUUCGUAGGCGCCAGCCAACCCGUCAAGAGACCCAAGGAAAUAGCCUGCUUCUCUUAUGACGAGAACCAUGAGUAUCGCCCUGACGAUUCAUCCCUGAAAUACUAUUACCCUCCACAGCUUGGGGCCGAUCUGUCUCGGGGGUUCAACACCUUUAUCAAGCAUGAUGAUUCACAAGAUGAGCAUCUCGACAGCUUGUUAAAGGCCAUCAUGUUGCACGAACAGGAGACAGGCACGAGGAUAGAUGCAAAGAUCGUCACCUGGAGAGGCAUGAUGACCAAGAUAUUGGCUGCGCCGUUUGAGAAAUAUGACGGCUUUGAAAUGGAUGCCACAUUAUACCAGAACCACGCACACAAGAUGCUCUCGAGGCAAAAGGAGCCUCGCGGCAAUCCCGGGAGGGGACCGCCUCCCGAGGUCAUGCAAUUUUGGGGCUACAAGUUUGAGACGCUCUCAACGCUUCCCGCUCCAUGGGCAGAGACCUCGCGAGACUUUAUCGAGGGCAGAGAAACCCAAGUCGUCAACAACAAGGAGCAAUACUGCUCCAUCGUACGCACAGGCAUCGGCAAGACGGUCCUCUGCCUCGGAGGCGAAGUCGAUGCAAUCUGGGACAGCAAACCCCACGAAAAAGGCGCCCCCAUCAACUGGGUCGAGCUCAAAACGAGCUCUGAGAUCCGCCACGCCGGCGACGUGGAAGCCUUCCACCGCAAGCUCAUGAAGUACUGGAUCCAGUCCUUCCUCCUCGGCGUGCCCAAAAUCAUCGUCGGCUUCCGCACUCGCGACGGCGUCCUCGUCGACAUCAAGGAGAUUGAGACGCAGCAGAUCCCCCAGACGGUCAACGCGCGGCCGAACGCCCCCUGGAACGCCGACAUUUGUGUCAACUUUGCGGCUGCGUUCUUGGAGUGGCUCACGCAAACCAUCAAUGACGAAGGUGUCUGGAGAAUAUCCCGGCGUUCUGCUCACUCACCCGUCAUCGAAGUCUACAAAGUCGAGGAGACAGGACACGGCGAUAUCCUGACAGACGACUUCAAGAACUGGAGAAUCAAGCUGGAUCUCGAAACAAAGGAGUCUUGA
This is a messenger RNA of Trichoderma reesei QM6a, 1104 nucleotides long. RefSeq lists its product as uncharacterized. The transcript is spliced from 8 exons. The coding region runs from base 1 to 1104 and encodes 367 amino acids. Gene Ontology annotation, molecular function: mRNA 5'-diphosphatase activity. Gene Ontology annotation, biological process: NAD-cap decapping; nuclear-transcribed mRNA catabolic process. Gene Ontology annotation, cellular component: cytosol; nucleus. NCBI's taxonomy places the organism in Eukaryota, Fungi, Ascomycota, Sordariomycetes, Hypocreales, Hypocreaceae. The record is from RefSeq and is a predicted model, not a curated record.